GUGCUAGCACUGACGUGUCUCUCCGCCGAGCUUGCUGCGCCCCGGAGCAGGCUGGGACGCGGACAGCGUUACCUCACUUGGAGCGGAGCGGAGUCGAAGCGGCGUCGAAGCGGCACCCUGAGACAGAGCAGCCGCCGCCAUGGCGAUCAAAUUUCUGGAAGUCAUCAAACCCUUCUGUGUCAUCCUGCCGGAAAUUCAGAAGCCGGAGAGAAAGGUGGGAAGGGGAAGCAUUCUCAAGAGGAAGAAGUUCUGUGAAUUCACUCAACUUCACGUGGAGCAUCUAUACGUGGAAUUCGCAGUCUUUGGUCGUGUUACUGUGGCCUAAAGUGGUAGACAGAGGACUACAACUUCUAUUCCGACCAAAAAGCCAGGACUCUGGCUCAGUUCUUCCUUAGACACCUGUUCCCCUCAAAUAAAAAGAUUCAGUUUAAGGAGAAAGUGCUGUGGACUGCUAUCACCCUCUUUAUUUUCUUGGUAUGCUGCCAGAUCCCCCUGUUUGGUAUUAUGUCUUCAGAUUCUGCCGAUCCUUUCUAUUGGAUAAGAGUGAUUCUAGCCUCUAACAGAGGCACAUUAAUGGAACUCGGUAUUUCUCCCAUUGUCACCUCCGGCCUCAUCAUGCAGCUCUUGGCUGGCGCCAAAAUAAUUGAAGUUGGUGAUACCCCAAAAGACCGAGCCCUUUUCAAUGGAGCCCAAAAGUUAUUUGGAAUGAUCAUUACCAUUGGCCAGUCUAUUGUGUAUGUGAUGACGGGAAUGUAUGGGGACCCUUCUGAAAUGGGUGCUGGAAUCUGCCUGUUAAUCACCAUUCAGCUCUUUGUUGCUGGCUUAAUUGUCCUACUUUUGGAUGAACUUCUGCAAAAAGGGUAUGGCCUGGGCUCUGGUAUCUCCCUCUUCAUUGCCACUAAUAUCUGUGAGACCAUCGUAUGGAAGGCAUUCAGCCCCACCACUGUCAACACUGGCCGAGGUAUGGAAUUUGAAGGUGCCAUUAUUGCACUGUUUCAUCUGUUGGCCACACGCACUGACAAAGUCCGAGCCCUUCGAGAGGCCUUCUACCGCCAGAACCUCCCCAACCUCAUGAAUCUGAUUGCCACCAUCUUUGUCUUUGCAGUGGUCAUUUAUUUCCAGGGCUUCCGAGUGGACCUGCCCAUCAAGUCGGCCCGUUACCGAGGCCAAUAUAACACCUACCCUAUCAAGCUCUUCUACACCUCCAACAUCCCCAUCAUCCUGCAGUCUGCCCUGGUGUCCAACCUGUAUGUCAUCUCUCAGAUGUUGUCAGCCCGCUUCAGUGGCAACCUGCUGGUCAGUCUGCUGGGCACCUGGUCUGAUACGUCUUCCGGGGGUCCAGCACGUGCUUAUCCAGUUGGUGGCCUUUGCUAUUACCUGUCCCCUCCAGAAUCAUUUGGCUCCGUGUUAGAAGACCCUGUCCAUGCUGUUGUGUAUAUAGUGUUUAUGCUGGGCUCAUGCGCAUUCUUCUCCAAAACGUGGAUUGAGGUCUCAGGCUCCUCUGCCAAAGAUGUUGCAAAGCAGUUGAAGGAGCAGCAGAUGGUAAUGAGGGGCCACCGAGAGACUUCCAUGGUCCAUGAACUCAAUCGGUACAUCCCCACUGCCGCUGCCUUCGGGGGACUGUGCAUCGGGGCCCUCUCCGUUCUGGCUGACUUCCUGGGUGCCAUUGGUUCUGGAACCGGGAUCCUGCUCGCGGUCACAAUUAUCUACCAGUACUUUGAAAUCUUUGUAAAGGAGCAGAGUGAGGUUGGCAGUAUGGGGGCCCUUCUGUUCUGAGCCAUGUCUCUCUUGGACCAGGAAGAGGAGGCGUGCUCUGGAAUUGCUGAGGAAGGGGAAACAACAAAUCCAUCAUGGGGUGCUGCUGUGGCAUAUGGACUUUUGUUUAAUCUUUU
Molecule: messenger RNA, 1892 nt
Organism: Pteropus alecto (black flying fox)
Lineage: Eukaryota; Metazoa; Chordata; Mammalia; Chiroptera; Pteropodidae
Gene: SEC61A1
Product: Sec61 translocon alpha 1 subunit
Exons: 13
Coding region: 505-1776 (423 amino acids)
Biological process (GO): SRP-dependent cotranslational protein targeting to membrane, translocation; post-translational protein targeting to membrane, translocation
Cellular component (GO): membrane; Sec61 translocon complex
Molecular function (GO): ribosome binding; transmembrane protein transporter activity; signal sequence receptor activity
Source: RefSeq, a predicted model, not a curated record